AUGGACAAUUUCCGUUCUGAAGCGAUACUCCAGGAAAGGCUGACGCUACAACCUGAUGUAUCGCAUGGUCUUUUUCAGAACGGCCGUAUAUCUACCCCCAAUCCAGUGGGAGAGCUGGCGUACAACUCGAUGACUGCCGUCGAAAAUCCGAUAUCUCUUAUAUCCUCACGAGCACAGCACAACAAAUCCCGGGCUAAGGAAAAGCAACGCCGAGGGCGGGAGGUAGACGAGAUGGUGGCGUAUUUUGGACACAAAGAAACACCACCGAAUGAAGUCCUGCCAGCCGCGACGUACGGCGGAUCGAACAUCUACGGAAUCGUUUGA
Colletotrichum aenigma is the source of this 324-nucleotide messenger RNA. RefSeq lists its product as uncharacterized. Lineage: Eukaryota; Fungi; Ascomycota; Sordariomycetes; Glomerellales; Glomerellaceae. The transcript has 4 exons. Bases 1 to 324 code for a protein of 107 amino acids. The record is from RefSeq and is a predicted model, not a curated record.